UCCAAGGCUGUUUUUCACAAACUAUUACUUUUAUACAGUACUUUGUAAAUAUGGGUGAGAAUAGAUUGUUCAGAGGUAAAAUAGAGAAGAGAAACACAACAAAUUAAUUAUUAAGGAAGGCGGAACUCCCCUCAGUGUUUUUUUGAAAGCAUCAACCUAUUUUAAAAAAUAUAAAUCCGUCUUAAAAUGACGUCAGACGUUCAAGUGCAAACUCAGCAUAGUCCAGCAAACAUAAUGGCUGGUGAGAGUAAGAAGCUGUACGCUGAGGAUGAUAUUAGUAAACUAGCAGUUCUCAAAUCUACAGAUUCUAUUCCACGAAAGUACCUUAUGUGCGUUGCUGCCGCCAGUGUUGCUGAAGCCACGACAUAUCCGUUAGAUCUGACCAAGACAAGACUGCAGUUACAAGGUGAAAUUGCUUCUGGAGGUGCAAACCUGCAGUAUAGAGGAAUGUUUAAAACUACGCUUGGGAUAAUAUCAGAAGAGGGAUUUUUCAGUCUAUGGCGCGGCAUUCUUCCAGCUCUGUAUAGACACGCAAUCUACACAGGUUUUCGUAUGUCAGCUUAUGAAGAAAUAAGGAACAGUCUUAGUAAAACAGAUUCUCAGGGGCACCAAACAGGGUUCCCUCUGUGGAAGAAAGUUGUUGCAGGAAUGCUAGCUGGAGGUAUCGGUCAGUUUAUGGCUUCACCUACAGAUCUUAUUAAAACUCAAAUUCAGAUGGAAGGAAAGAGAAGGUUAAUGGGGAAAAAGCCAAGAGUUACAGGAAUGUCAGACGCAGUAAGAAAAAUCCUGCGUCAAUCUGGUAUCCCUGGUUUGUGGCGCGGUUGUUGGCCAAAUGUGCAGCGUGCCGCGCUUGUUAAUUUAGGAGAUCUAUCAACAUACGACAGUGUCAAAAGACUGAUUCUAGAUAACACAAGAUUAAAGGACAAUUCUACAACACAUUGCCUCUCUUCUGGAUGUGCAGGAUUGGUUGGGGCUGUGAUGGGAACACCAGCUGACGUCAUCAAGGCUCGGAUGAUGAACCAACCAACAGAUGGGAACGGACGGGGAACCCUCUACAGGAAUUCUUUUGACUGUCUCCGUCAAACCGUACAGGGAGAAGGAUUCCUAGCUGUGUAUAAAGGAUUCCUGCCUUGUUGGCUACGAAUGGCUCCCUGGUCUCUCACAUUCUGGCUUUCUUACGAACAGAUCAGACGGUCAUUUGGGGCAAAAGCCUGGUGAUCUGGACGCCAAGAUGUUGUUUGGUUUUUAAAACCAGUUUAGAGCUUUUAUUACACGUUUUUAUGAUUCAAUCAAUUGAAAUAUUCUUAUAUCAGAUUAGAGUUUAGAUAUGCUCAGACUUGAUGGAAAUAUUAAAUAAUUAACAAGCUUUAGGCGCGUGUUAAAUCCUGGGUCCAAUCAUAGAAGAGAACGUUUUUAACAAUCAAUUUUUCUUUUAAAAUAUAAGACAAUUACCGACAUUAUUAAAACGUGAAAAUGUGGAUAUUUAAAAGCACAACUCAUAUGAAUAAACCAUCAAUUGGUCAACUUUUGUUUAUAUAUUGAUAGAUGAAUAAUGUGUUUUAUGUUUAUUGUACUGCAACUGUCUGUAUUAUAAGCAACUUAAUAUAUAAUGUGUGGACCUUGCACAUCAAGUUCUAUAGAAUUUUCCUUAUUGAUGAUUAUAGGUUGUAAUAUCUGAAUGACUUGUUUGGAAUUACAUUGAUUUUUUAACGAUCCGAGUCGAAAAAUGCAACCUUCUGAAUUUGUAUGGACGUUACGUUCUUCAACAGAUAGAAGUAACAUUAGUAGCAACCACCAUCGAAUAUUUUUCGACAUAAGCCUAUGCCCCUUUUCAUUUUUCGCAGACACUCUUUAAGCAAGUAAUUGUCAUCACAUAAAAAGCUUUUUUAUCAUUCACUUCAUUAUCGAACAUGUUGUUACAUGGUUCAGUACAGUACAGUACAGUACAGUACUGUGUCGUUCCUAUUACCAUUUCAUUAAUAAACAAUUUGCACACA
This is a messenger RNA of Eurytemora carolleeae, 1997 nucleotides long. Its product is annotated as mitochondrial uncoupling protein 4. Bases 187 to 1218 code for a protein of 343 amino acids. The record is from RefSeq and is a predicted model, not a curated record. Gene Ontology annotation, biological process: response to cold. The transcript has 18 exons. NCBI's taxonomy places the organism in Eukaryota, Metazoa, Arthropoda, Copepoda, Calanoida, Temoridae.